GCUCCAAUAGAUUAUUAUCGUUGUUCCUCAUCUCAUUCAGUACAAAAGUUACCAGAUUCAAACAUAACCCAUGUUUUAUGUUCUUGGGGAGAGAAAUGUUGAACGAUCAUUGGCAGAGCAUCGACAGCUUCGAUUUUGGCGCAGCAAGAAUCGGAAAAUCACCGGAAAAAUUCGAGAUAUCAGAGCCGUAUCAGAUUCUCCGCAAUUUUAACUGGAAAAAUCCCCGCGAAUCGCAUUGUACGAAAGGAGAGACUCCGGGGGGCUCUGUCUUGCGCCCCGCCGUCAGCUCCGGCAGAUCCAACAGUCGGCUAGAUGCCGUGUUUCGGGAACAUGCCUCGACAAGGGGGCAAGGCGGGAGAAGCCGUUACGUGACUUUUAGCGCUUUCUGUGCGUAGUGCGUUUAUUUCCAGUGCGUUUUUUUCCAUAGUUGAACCUAUUAGUGAAAAAACCGACCUUAUAAAAAGUGUGAUGCACUGCUAUGUGCGGGCAAGAUCAACUCCUUAGCCAAUUCUUUUUGACACUAGUGCAUAUCGAGCUGGUAGCAGAAAGUAAGCGAACUGGAUGUUUUUUGUGUGUAUUUCUUCACUUCCCAUGCAACCAAGACUUGGAUAUAUGUAUUCUUCUCGCGUCUGAAAACAGACGGAUGCUUGGGGGAGUGGCAGGAAGACACAUGUCAAACCGACGGAAAGGUUCCGCAAUCAUGCGAAGUGGAGGUGACGACUUCAGCCCUUCGGUGCGAUAUGCCCGUCGAAGAAGGGCAGUCACCACCAUGGACCAUAAAACGUGUGCCCUUAUACAGACCAGACUCAAGCUCGGCGAUAUCAUGUGA
Messenger RNA from Coccinella septempunctata (seven-spotted ladybird), 829 nucleotides. RefSeq names its product voltage-dependent calcium channel type A subunit alpha-1-like. Bases 479 to 829 code for a protein of 116 amino acids. The record is from RefSeq and is a predicted model, not a curated record. The transcript has 3 exons. Lineage: Eukaryota; Metazoa; Arthropoda; Insecta; Coleoptera; Coccinellidae.